Messenger RNA from Ictalurus furcatus (blue catfish), 2260 nucleotides. RefSeq names its product isocitrate dehydrogenase (NAD(+)) 3 non-catalytic subunit gamma (gene idh3g). NCBI's taxonomy places the organism in Eukaryota, Metazoa, Chordata, Actinopteri, Siluriformes, Ictaluridae. The coding region runs from base 36 to 1217 and encodes 393 amino acids. The record is from RefSeq and is a predicted model, not a curated record. Gene Ontology annotation, biological process: isocitrate metabolic process; tricarboxylic acid cycle. The transcript is spliced from 13 exons. Gene Ontology annotation, cellular component: mitochondrion. Gene Ontology annotation, molecular function: NAD binding; oxidoreductase activity, acting on the CH-OH group of donors, NAD or NADP as acceptor; magnesium ion binding.
GUAUUCAACCGGGCUUUAGUAACUUGAAUUCUAAAAUGGCGGCCUCCAGAGCAGUGAUGUCUUUCUCCAAAGCCUUAAACCCAAUACGGCUGGGGAAUACGGUUAAGGUAUCUGGAACAGCACUCUUCAACCAAAGGGAGAAAUCUACAUACACAGGAAAAUGCAUACCUCCCCCUGCCAGAUAUGGCGGCAGACACACGGUCGCACUGAUCCCAGGAGACGGGAUCGGCCCAGAGCUGCUGAACCACGUGCGAGAACUCUUCAGGUUCAGCUGCGUUCCCGUGGACUUUGAGGUGGUCAAUGUCAACUCUUCCCUAACUACCGAGGACGACAUCAGCAACGCCAUCAUGGCUGUACGCCGUAAUGGAGUUGCUCUUAAGGGUAACAUUGAGACAAACCACACGCUGCCACCUUCACACAAGUCGAGGAACAAUCUUCUCCGCACCAGUCUGGACCUGUAUGCUAAUGUGAUGCACUGCCAGUCCUUGCCAGGGGUCCAGACCCGUCACAAGAACAUUGACAUCAUCAUCAUUAGAGAGAACACUGAGGGCGAGUACAGCAGCCUGGAGCAUGAGAGUGUACCCGGUGUGGUGGAAUCCCUAAAGAUCAUCACACGGAACAACUCUCUGCGUAUUGCUGAGUAUGCCUUCAAGUUGGCCCGAGAGAAAGGGCGACGCAGGGUCACAGCUGUGCACAAGGCCAACAUCAUGAAACUGGGUGAUGGCCUCUUUCUCCAGUGCUGUAAGGAGGUGGCCUCUGGAUACCCUGAUAUUGCCUUCGACAGCAUGAUUGUAGACAACACCACUAUGCAGCUUGUUUCCAAGCCCCAACAGUUUGACGUCAUGGUGAUGCCUAAUCUGUAUGGUAACGUGGUCAGCAACGUAUGUGCGGGGCUAGUGGGCGGACCCGGGCUGGUGCCUGGAGCCAACUACGGGAAUGAUUAUGCCGUUUUUGAAACAGCCACUCGGAACACUGGGAAGAGCAUCGCUGGCCGGAACAUCGCCAAUCCCACUGCUAUGCUACUGGCCAGCUGUCUUAUGCUGGAUCACCUCAAACUUCACGAGUAUGCCAGCAUGAUCCGUACUGCUAUUUUCACCAUUAUGAACGAAACCCAGUUGCAUACCGCAGACAUCGGGGGGCAGGGCACUACCUCGGAGGUGGUACAGUCCGUCAUGAGGAACAUCAAGAGCAGGGGACCUCUCACUUCAGAGCUGUAAUGCUAUAACUAAACAGCCCUAGAUGGUAAUAAAUAAACGCUGUGUAAUAACUGUGUGUCUAAAAUCAUGAAUCAUUUUGUGAAGUAAAAAAAGAAAAUAUAAAAAUACUCCUGCAGGUGUGUGUGCGCUUUUACUCUGAGUAACUCGGCGCACACACACACACAGGUGGAAUUUGAGUAAAUGAUGCAUGACGUUCUGCUCCCUUUGUUCACCGAUGAAUUUUUUAUUUUUUUUUAUUUUUUUUUUUUUUAAACAAAUCAUGUUCUCGAACAUCAUCACUCCAACAUCUGUCCAGAGGCUCAAGAUAUCCUGUGUCUAUGCUGUGUACAGGUUGUACUGGGAGACUUGGACGUUUGUUUGGAUUCAGUCUGUCCUAUUUGGUGUCCAUUUAGUGUCGCUUGCGUGUCAUGUAACAUAACGGUUAUAUUAUGUGUUAACGUGAUAUUUAUGCAGAGGAUAUGGUUUAUAAUGUCAAAAAGCAUUCCAUGGUUAAACAGCUUUGAGUUUAAGAAUAUGUUUAAUGUAGCCACGUAGUCAUUUUGGAGUGGUUUAUUUAAUUAUUUACGAAAUCCAUUGUUCUGUCCAAGCUAUAGAGAAAAGUAAGCCAAGUUAUUUGAUGAAGUGCUGAUUACACUGAAUUUAUGUUGAGUGUUUUCUAAAAUCAUUUAAUGUUUUAAGGAAAUAAUGAUUUAUCCAAGAAACAGAGUAGAAUAUGAACUUCCCUGGAUGUAAAUAUGGAAUCAUACAGAAUUGAUGUAUUCAAAUCAAAUUCUCAAAAUUUCCCAGUGACCUUUUGCUUUGUCUCAAUACAGUAGUGUUUGCAAGUGUAAUCUUAUGCUUUCUAUUUUAACAUGGUUCAUUGUCUUUCUCAUGCAUACCUUAUCGGCAAUAUAUAUCUGUAAACCGGUCUGAAAUCUUAUCGCGUUUUCAUUGUUACACAGUGCAUCCUGGAGAAGGGAAGAAAAAAAAAAGAAAGAAAGAAAUGUAUGGUUCAACACAUAUCGGGCCCGAUAUUUUACUUCAAUAAAAUGGAUUAUAAACUU